AAGAAGCAUUACUGUGUGCGAAUGCGCCCACCAAACUUAACCUAAAAAUGUUUGAAUUUUGUUAAUGUUUGUUUGAUCCCUUCAUUCAUAAUUUUAGCGAAGCAAUGGAUGCAACUUUAAAGACUUUUAUAAUUCCCAACGAGCUGUGCAGACGGGCGGGUAUCGUCGGUACAUGGGUGCGAGUGAACGAAUUGGGAGUUUUUCCUUCACAACACAUCAAGACAACCAAUAGUGAUUCCGUUAGCCUCUACGGUCCAAGCGAUGCGUCCGUAUUCAACGUUCGGCAACAAGUAGUCUUAUUCGAGCCCAUACUCCGAAAACUUGUCAACGAAGCUAACGGGAUCUUUUUAAGCGUUCAAGAGCUAAUGGGUAGCAAUGUGCCGGACUAUAAAAGCGAAUUAUUGAAAUUGAGCCGUCAGUAUCGCUCGAUCAUCCGCGCGUGUCUGGAGAAUUUACAGGAGGAAACUGUUCGUGCCAAAGCGACGUAUAAGGAAGAACUGCAGAAUUAUAUCACCAUUUUUUACUCGGUAGAGUGCAUUUGGCACCUUUGCGAAAUUCUCUUUGUCGAGAAUAUUCCAGGCGGAAUUGUCCUUCCCCAUCUUCUGGAGUGGGUGAGGUUUCAUUUUCCCAAGUACGAGCGUAACGCCGCAAGUUUAUUAAGGGAAGACGUGAUUGGCGCCGAGCUACAACCUUGUUAUUGGGAAACUGUCAUCGGAUCUCUGAUGCAAGGCAGAAUUGAGCUUGUUCAGGCGUUACUAGAAGUUCACAGUUCGGCGGACGGGAAACCAUUCCAAUUGGCCAUUCAAACACUAAGGACGAUGCCACUUUAUAAUAUUUAUGGUGGUAUCUCUGUAAGUGAAUUUAACUUAAAGUGGAAGCACUGGGUGUUAGAUACUCAGUCGAAAAUUGAAGCUAAAAUGUUUUCAUCAGAGCGUCAUUUGAAUCUCGUCAUGAGGUUGGCGGUAGGCGACGAAGUAGCAUGGGGCGAGAUGCAGACUCACCGUGAGCCGUGGUACGCUUUUCUGGCAGCUUCCCUCUUCUUUAAGGAGCCAACAGUAAAAGCUUUCGAACUCGGCCAGUUUGCACGGCAGUGUAUAGCAAAAGUGGGAGGAGCCGUGAAAAUGCGCCAUUUGGAUCAAGUUUUGCUGGCAUCUAUGGAAUUGGAUAUUAUUCAGGUGAUAAAAGAAAUACAACAAAUGUCCGAAAAUGGAUGGUUUGUCAGUCAUUUAGUCGAUCUUCUUUAUCAUGCCGGUCGUCUUGAGGGGUUAUAUAGUGAUGAAACCAAAGUGAUUGGCAGUCGUCUACGCGAAUCUUUCCUACUAGACUAUGGCACAUUGCUCAUGGGCCACCAUUCACUGUGGCAAGUGGGCUUGAAUUAUCUGGAUCACUGCCCGACAGAAGGACUGUCAACAAUCGAGCUUUUACUACCCGCACUGCCCUUGAAAUCUGAGGCACGCACGCAAAAAAUAAUACGCGAGGCUCACAAGCGAGAUAUGCCACAAAUUGUACAAAGCAUUUGUAAAGUACACACAAUGGAUUCCAUAUCGAAAGGACGUUUGGGAAAUGCUCUGACUUGGGGGUUAAAAUCGCAAGACGGCGGAUUUACCUCACUUAUUGCGGAUAAAUUUUUGCGCAAAUACAAAGAAACGGGAGUAUUGCUGAAUGAAGAUUUGCUCGACAAUUUAGGUUCCUCGAUGCUCAUUAGCGAUCGGCUCAUAUUUCUAGGUAAAUACUUCGAAUUUCACAAAGAAUAUCGGCUAAAGAAUUACAAGGAAGCGGCAAAUAUACUCAUUUCUUUGCUCGCAUCGAAACUUACACCGAGAUACUUUUGGGACACAUUACUAUGCGACGCAAUAAAUUUGUUGGAAAAUAACGUUAUGGUCAUCUCAUCUACGGAUACUUACACAUUACUCCAUAGUCUAGAAGAAAAAUGUGAACUUCCCGAGCUGAAGGAUAAAAUCGAUUUGAUUCGAUUAGGUGCUGCGAGAAAUCUGUCUCGUGCCCUUUUAUAUGAAAUGCAAUUGGAUAAAAAAUACACCUGAGUACUAUUCUUUUUUAAAUAAAAAUAAAACAAAUAA
Messenger RNA from Photinus pyralis (common eastern firefly), 2078 nucleotides. Its product is annotated as nuclear pore complex protein Nup85-like. Gene Ontology annotation, cellular component: nuclear pore outer ring. Bases 105 to 2042 code for a protein of 645 amino acids. The record is from RefSeq and is a predicted model, not a curated record. The transcript has 9 exons. NCBI's taxonomy places the organism in Eukaryota, Metazoa, Arthropoda, Insecta, Coleoptera, Lampyridae. Gene Ontology annotation, biological process: protein import into nucleus; positive regulation of DNA-templated transcription; mRNA export from nucleus. Gene Ontology annotation, molecular function: structural constituent of nuclear pore.